UCCCUUUGGCCAAUGGGACGUCUAUUUACGUUCCAAAAAACAGUUCCCUAUGAGUUUUCAUUUGAGUAUUGGAAUUCAUGAAGUGAACAUCGAAUCUCUCGAUUACACUAUCGGAGAGGACAAGCUGGAAUUGACUUGAAUAUUGAAGGAUUGUCUCCUCACCAUUUCUGAGGCCUCCUCACGCCAAUGUAAUCGCUUUCGAGGAUGCAUGGCACUCCCCUCCUGUCGCCCAAGGCUGACCACGACAUCGAAAGUGGAGGUUACGACGAACCCCAACCCCCAACCAACGGCGGAGCUGCUCAGAAUUCUGACACGCUUAAGAAAGACGCUCUAAAUCGUGACAAAGGCAGCUAUUCCAAAGGAGGUCCGAGUCGAGAGAAAUCCAAAUAUCAGUAUCACACCCAUCGACGAAGCUACGAUAGCGGGAGAACCACGGACAGCGAGGAUAACAAGAUGCCUUCUAAUCCACGGGAUUCAAAAAGUCUGGGAGAAAUGGCUUGCGAUGAAGGCCCGGGUUUGUGUGCCCAUCUCAUUACGUUCAUAUCCAUUCUCCUCGUACUCGUCACAAUUCCGUUCUCGCUUUGUUUCGCAGUCAAGGUUGUUCAAGAGUAUGAGCGAGUAGUCAUUUUUCGUUUGGGUCGGCUUUUAAGUGGAGGAGCUCGUGGACCAGGGAUCUUCUUCAUUGUUCCAUGUGUGGACUCCUACCAAAAGGUGGACAUGAGGACAUUGACUUUUGACGUCCCUCCCCAAGAGAUUCUAACCAAAGAUUCGGUGACAGUCCAUGUUGAUGCUAUCAUGUACUACAAAGUGUCAAAUGCAACUUGCGCCAUUUCCAAUGUAGACGAUUAUGGACAAUCAACGCGGCUUUUAGCGGCCACCACUCUAAGGAAUGUGUUGGGUACAAAGAACCUGGGCGACAUUCUUUCUGAGCGAGAAUCCAUUGCCAACAUGAUGCAAAGCACUUUGGACGAGGCAACAGAUCCCUGGGGAGUGAAAGUCGAACGUGUGGAGGUAAAAGAUGUCCGCUUGCCCCAACAACUACAAAGAGCUAUGGCGGCUGAGGCCGAGGCGGCCCGUGAAGCUCGGGCUAAGGUGAUUGCGGCUGAAGGUGAACAUCAGGCCUCCCGAUCCUUGGCCAAUGCGGCUGAGGUCAUUGCUCAAAGUCCCGCUGCUCUGCAGCUCCGAUAUCUUCAAACUUUGAACAAUAUAUCGGCAGAGAAGAACAGCACAAUCGUUUUCCCUGUCCCCGUGGAUAUUAUCUCUCAUUUGAUGGGAAUGAAAGGCUCAGAUGAAAGAAGUCGGACACAAACCCCGAUGGAGACACUGGUCCAUUAGCCGAGGUUGCGAAGAAUUUCCGAUAAACGUUCCGACGUCAAGAAUACCCUGUUGCGUUCCAGUUUGUAACAAUGUUGGUUUUCAUUCCGCCAAGGUUAAUUCAGUUAUUAUUGCUUAGCCCAACUGCCACUUGAGACUUGUAAAUUAUGGACAUAAACAAACACAAAUACACUGCUAAACAAUCGCCCAUCUACUAACUGUAUCCCAGUCCCAAAUAAUUCAGUCUAUUUGAUAUAGAACAAAAAUCACUGAUCGAAGAAGCCCUCUUUAUCCAAUAAACAAUAAUUUUGAAAUACAAUACCAAAUAAGUUUAA
Molecule: messenger RNA, 1649 nt
Organism: Tigriopus californicus
Lineage: Eukaryota; Metazoa; Arthropoda; Copepoda; Harpacticoida; Harpacticidae
Product: band 7 protein AGAP004871-like
Exons: 9
Coding region: 205-1335 (376 amino acids)
Cellular component (GO): plasma membrane
Source: RefSeq, a predicted model, not a curated record